Messenger RNA from Drechmeria coniospora, 1002 nucleotides. RefSeq lists its product as uncharacterized. The transcript has 4 exons. The coding region runs from base 1 to 1002 and encodes 333 amino acids. Gene Ontology annotation, cellular component: oligosaccharyltransferase complex. The record is from RefSeq and is a predicted model, not a curated record. Lineage: Eukaryota; Fungi; Ascomycota; Sordariomycetes; Hypocreales; Ophiocordycipitaceae.
AUGCGUUUCCUUCACACUCUCGCAUCCGCGUGCACCAUCGUCGCCGGCUUCGUCGCUUCUGCCUCGGCCGCCAAGUCGAGCGAGCAACGAUACGACGAAUUCCGCCGAUUAUCGAAGAUCUCUUCGACCAUCUCUCUGAACGAAGAAUCGUACAAGGAGCUGACCAAGAGGCCCCGCGAUUACACUGUUGCCGUUCUUCUCACCGCCCUUGAGUCGCGUCUUGCCUGUCAAGUCUGCCGCGAAUUUCAGCCGGAAUGGGACCUCAUCGGACGCAACUGGGUCAAUGGGGACAGUAAGGAUGAGGCACGCACGUUAUUUGCUACUCUCGACUUUGCUGAGGGCCGUAACGUCUUUAUCGAUCACGGUCUCCAAACCGCUCCCGUCUUGUUCCUCUACCCGCCUACCGUCGGUCCCCAUGCCGCUGCCUCCGCCGACCCACUUCGCUACGACUUCGUCAGCGGUCCCCCGACCGCUGAGGAUGUGAAUGACUGGAUUAUCAAGAAUCUGCCUGGUCGUCGCCACGUGCUUAUCCGUCGUCCCAUUAACUACGCUCGCUGGGCGUCGGGCGUGACGCUCGUCGUCGGUGUCUGUACCCUGGCCGCCACUCUUGGUCCCUAUGUUCUGCCUAUCGUCCAGAACCGCAAUGUCUGGGCGGCUGGUACUAUGGUUGCCAUUUUGCUCUUUAUCAGCGGCCACAUGUUCAACCACAUUCGCAAGGUGCCAUACGUGAGCGGCAACGGCCAAGGUGGUGUCACAUAUAUUGUUAACAACUUCUCAAAUCAACUGGGGCUGGAGACGCAAAUUGUGGCUGCGAUUUACGGCAUUCUGGCAUUCACCACCAUUGCCCUCGUGUUUCGCGUCCCCCGCAUGACGGAGCCGCGCAGCCAGCUUAUUGCCGCUCUUCUCUGGGUCGGCGUCAUGUUCAUCUUCAACAGCUUCUUGAUGAGCGUCUUCCGCAUGAAGUACAGCGGGUACCCCUUCUCGCUGCCCCCGUUUAUGUGA